Hypomesus transpacificus is the source of this 1562-nucleotide messenger RNA. It is a transcript of the gene tmem59, whose product is annotated as transmembrane protein 59. The transcript has 8 exons. NCBI's taxonomy places the organism in Eukaryota, Metazoa, Chordata, Actinopteri, Osmeriformes, Osmeridae. The record is from RefSeq and is a predicted model, not a curated record. Gene Ontology annotation, cellular component: lysosome; late endosome. The coding region runs from base 67 to 1044 and encodes 325 amino acids. Gene Ontology annotation, biological process: positive regulation of autophagy.
ACCUAACCAAACGUACAAGGAAGAAGACUCGUUACUGGCACUGUUUAGAUUUUCAGCGAGGCAAAAAUGGGGAGCUUUAAGAUCUUCGACUGCAUUGCAAUGUUGUGCUUCGUGCUUGCAUGUACUACUGCGUCUGGAGAUGUGUUUGAUGGCGUUUUGGGAAAUACUGCAUCUUGCCACAAAACAUGUCAAAUGACAUACAGUUUGCAUACUUAUCCCCGAGAGGAGGAACUCUACGCCUGUCAGAGGGGUUGCCGUCUGUUCUCCAUUUGCCAAUUUGUUGGCGACAGCGACGAACUGAAUCAAACCAAAGCCGAGUGUGAUUCAACUUGUCGUGAAGCUUACACCAAGUCAGAUGAGCAAUAUGCAUGCCACUUGGGUUGCCAGAAUCAGCUCCCAUUUGCUGAACAAAGACAAGAGCAGUUGCUGGCCAUGAUGCCAAGGAUCCACCUGUUGUACCCCAUGACAUUGGUCAGAGGAUUCUGGGAUGAUGUCAUGAGCCAAGCCCAGAACUUCAUUACCUCAUCAUGGACAUUCUACCUCCAAGCAGAUGACGGCAAAGUAGUCAUAUUUCAGUCAGAACCACAGUUCCAGUUUGCUCCCCAGUUUGAGCUGCAGAAAGAGGAGGAUAAAGGAGAUUCACCACAGACCCCUUUGAGCAACAUUGUAUACAAGGACUACCACCGUAGUUUCAUCCAGGAGAGGGACAGGGAUAUGUUCAUAGGCCGGAGUUCCGGCGAGGAUGACUACAACCUCUUCAGCUGCCUCUCAAGGAACCCUUGGCUGCCUGGGUGGAUUCUGACCACAACCCUGGUACUGUCUGUUCUGGUCCUGAUUUGGAUAUGCUGUGCUACAGUGGCGACAGCUGUGGACCAAUAUGUACCUGCAGAGAAGCUGAGCAUCUAUGGAGAUAUGGAGUAUGCAAAUGAAGAGAAGCUGACUCCUUACCCAGCAUCCUCUCUGGUGAUCAUCAGCUCCCCAGGGGGCGAGGAAGAAGCCGGACCUCUUCCCUCUAAAGUGAAUCUGGAUCAGUCCAACAUCUAGGGGUUAAAUCUCUCAUGUAGUCUUACUUUUUUUGCACUAGACCCUCUGUCUAAAUAACUGCUUCCAGCUUAUUUCUAAUGGCUGUCCUUGUUCUUGUCCUGCUCUCAAAAUGUGGAAUCUGGAGUGGUGGUAAUUUCUGUAUAUUGGAAUAAGCUAAUUGAGGCAGUAAACUUUACAUUUAAUGAGGACGCAAGUAGCUUUUAAGGAAUUAUUUCUUUAAUUUGUGGUGUUUUCACAGACCUUGGUGUGCUAUAUUAUUGAAUGAUGCUGUGUUGAUGAACUAUUUUCGACCUGUAAGUUCAGGUUUCAAAUAAUUGGGUAUGCGGUGGGCUUUGCUUUUAAUUCGGUCUCUUUUUGUGUUUUUGUGUUUUAUUUAGUGGACACGGGUUUCUAAUUGUGAUAUACAACAACUUCAAUUAGUUUUAGACUUUACAGCGCAUAAGUAUUUGUCAUUUCACUAUUCUGUAUUCUUAUGGAUAAAUUAAUCUGAAUAAAUAAAUUGAUGAGUUGAAUUGGUA